CUCUGUGAUAGCUUGGAUUAAGAAAAAGGGGCUUUAGCAGCAAACAACCUGCUUUUCACCGCGAUCGCCACAAGUACGGACUACCAGCAACAUGAGAGCCAUCCAGUGUUACUUGCUUCUGGCCUCCCUCAUCCUCUUCACUACCUACAGUGAAGCUUUACAAUGCUACACCUGCAUGGGCUCUAAUGACGAGGACUGCAACCGCCAGGGCUCCAAAAUCUGUCCCAGCUACUCAGACGCAUGUGCCGUUGUCCGAGGCCACGGCAGUGGGGUGAUGAAGUCUUGUUCCUACAAGUCCUUCUGCAGCCAGGCCAACAGCCAAGGCUACAGGGCACCCGGGGUCAAGGUUCACUGCUGUUUCUCUGACGACUGCAACGUGACAGGCAAUGGCUCCAAGCUGGGUGGAGGGGUCAGCUACCUGAUACUGCUGCUACCCUUGCUGCUACACCUUCUCUCCAAUUAACCCUGCCACCAUCCUCCCAUCCAUACCCCUGCCCCCAGAAUCAUGCCAAUGACUCUUAUAUACGGUCCAAAUCUUGGAUUUGCCACUUCCCACCAUCUGUCAGGCAACAUGAUGUACUCAAAAUAACAUUUGAGUGUUGUCCACUCCUCACUGUAAAAUUGUGUCGCCCCUUAAAAUUCCAUUUAACUCUCAAGUUAACCUUGUACAGCAGUAACUUGUUUGAGUAUGUUGAUUGCUGAGUACAAUGCACACACAUAGCACACGUAUACACGCAUACUGUAUAUGCACACACAAACUACUGCAAUCUAAAGAUAUCGUUUUGUCACAGUUAGGUCCUCCAGUUACAGUCUUAAAUACCCAUGGUAAAAAGCAGACUGGGGUUCCUUUAUGCUACUUACAGGAGUGUAGUGAGGCAUACCAGAUGUAGCCAGAUUAUGGACAGCUCCAGUGGUGGUUGGUCUGUUAGCCUUUUAACUGGGUUCUGACUGUCCUUAAUGUCUGGGUAUUUGUGAAAUCUGGAAGUGAAGGAACUCACCUUGCGCUUUGUUAAGCUACCUAAGCCUUGUAGAUGCUGUGGCCAGGUGCUUGGCUAAUCCACUCAUCAGCCCCAAGCAGUUUAAAUAAUUAUCAGAAUGAUCUUUUAAAGAGUGCUCUCACUGUUACUCCUCACACAGUAUAUGAUUGUAGGGACAUUAAGAAAAGUAGAGAGAGAGAGAAACAGAAAGAGAGGGACAGAGACAGAGAAAGACAGAGAGUGAGUGAGAGAGUAAGAACAAUAAUAAGGGAGAUACAAGGUGAAGAUGAAGAGAGGAACUAGUUAACAUAAAAAAACUGACAUUCUAGGAACUCUAACAGCUAAAGUAGCCUAUUUGUUAAAUGCCACACAUCAAGUAUUUUCUCUCAUUCUGCAGUAAUGAGCUUUGGAACUCUUACUAAGACAUAAUGCCAUAAUCAUAGGUUAAGUCAAAUGUAUCUUGCACCCAACAUUUCUAAAAACGCUGGAUCAAAAGAAACAAGCAACCACUUUCUUUUUCUGUUCUAUGAUGUAAUGUAUUCUGUCUGUAUCUAGCAGUGUGCAAGAUCGGAGUCAUUGUGCUGUAUCCCGCUGUAUUAGAUUUACAGUAUGAUGCUAGAACAGAUUUACUGUAUGCAGGUCAUUGUUCUACUUCAUAGAUCAUU
Messenger RNA from Hypomesus transpacificus, 1642 nucleotides. It is a transcript of the gene ly6pge, whose product is annotated as lymphocyte antigen 6 family member pge. The coding region runs from base 92 to 463 and encodes 123 amino acids. Lineage: Eukaryota; Metazoa; Chordata; Actinopteri; Osmeriformes; Osmeridae. The transcript is spliced from 3 exons. The record is from RefSeq and is a predicted model, not a curated record. Gene Ontology annotation, molecular function: acetylcholine receptor inhibitor activity.